Messenger RNA from Puntigrus tetrazona (Sumatra barb), 4992 nucleotides. It is a transcript of the gene snx17, whose product is annotated as sorting nexin 17. Gene Ontology annotation, cellular component: early endosome. Lineage: Eukaryota; Metazoa; Chordata; Actinopteri; Cypriniformes; Cyprinidae. The record is from RefSeq and is a predicted model, not a curated record. Gene Ontology annotation, biological process: signal transduction; intracellular protein transport. The coding region runs from base 1687 to 3105 and encodes 472 amino acids. Gene Ontology annotation, molecular function: phosphatidylinositol binding. The transcript has 15 exons.
AAAUCACAGGCUGCUUUUACAAAAUUCAAGGUAUUGGACUGUUAUAGAUCAUUCUCGACCAUACUAUUGCCGUUUAUAUUCAGUCUGGAAAUUUAAAAUAAGACACAUUCCACAAAUACGGAUGACUUUUUUCAUUUAACGGCGUACAGCCCCUGUUGUUUAAAUAAGUUAAUGUUUGAAUAACAUAUCAAACAUAAAAUUAACCUCGUAUAACAACAAGUAGUUUGGCUACAAAAAUGUAUUGAUCCCCCCCUUAAAUGUGGAUUUUGGACUGCUCCAACUCAGGGGUGACGCAUAGAAAUAAAAUUGUAAAAUAAAAUAAAUGUUUAAAAAGUCAAUUAAAUUGAAUUUAAAUAUAUAAAGAAAUUUAAUUAAACCAAAGGUACUGUAAUAAAUAAACGAACAAAUAAACAUCUUUCAGAUAUGAGACUUUUAAGUUUAUCCAUAAUAAUCCUAAAAACAACGACAAAAAAAACUAUGGUGCCCUGUUCAGUUAAUUUAGGCAAUCUUAUUGCCCAUUUUGGUGCUUUUUAAUUAAUAAUUUUAUAUUUUUUGUCCAAUGUUUAUUGCUAUGAGUUGCAGAAAGAUUAUAUUAGACAUAACACGCAUAAAAAUAGAAAAUAUAAUUAUGUUUGACCACCUUGAGUAAACUUUCGAUACAAAAGUUAAGCGCCUCCUUUCAUUUUUUUUUUUUUUUUUUUGAGCGAAAAAAGACAGGGGGCGUCAAAUACCUCACAUCACAAAGAUGAUUUAAUCAGCUGUCUCUGACAAAUGAUUUAGCUAAUAUUUAAAUACGCAGUUUCACCGUCUGUUUUGUUUGUAUCACACAGCCACCUUAAAGCCCACUCAAAUGUUAAACUUAAGUUUAAACCCUUACUCGUGCGCGUUCGUAACGUUACGGAGAGCUUGUUUACUAAAAAACUACGCUCGCGACCCGCUCGUGCCAAACUGAACACUUUUACGCAAUCCCUCCCCCCGCUCCAGAACAAUGGUUUGAUCCAGACUGUUGCAACGCUUCGGGAGAGCGCAGAUACAUAUUGAAUACAUUACAGCGGAGCUGCUCCAUCCACGGCGAUCGAAGGUUUCGCUUCAACGCAGACCGACGCGUGUUCUCCCUAACAAGUUGGAGCACAACAUCGCUAUUUGGAGAUGCAUGCUGCGACAAAACAGUCUCUUGGUUUCGCUCUCCACACUCGUCCGUGCGUACCAACGUAGGUGGAAACGGGGGCUGCGGACAGCCGCGGAGCACCUUUCCGUGGACUAAUCUGAAAGUUAAUUGGACCGUGGGCCUGGCGACGACGCUCGCGUGUUUCGCAGACUCGACUCCCACGCCGUUUCGCGUCGCGCGGGGAAGCGAGGGGACGGAUUUUGCGACACGCCGUCGACAAUGAACGUGGAACUACCUCCAGUCGCAACAUGGCUGCUGCUUAGAUGUCUAUUGGAAAAGUUCAGCCCUGAACAUUGAGAAAGUUUCUGAAAUAAUCCGCGUCGCGGGAGAGGAACUUUUCUGGCGUAAUUCGGCUCUGGACCGGACCGGACCGGACGGGACCGCGCGGGGAAUCGGAGCGAGUGCGGCUCGCCGUCAUUCAGCCUGGUUCCUGCAUGACAGCAGACCGACACCGAGGGCUUUCCGUGAACACUCUCGCUUUUUAACUCGGUCAGAGACGUCUGAUUCUACCGCGGAAGAUGCACUUCUCCAUCCCCGAGACGGAGGUCCGCUCCGACGAAAACGGCUCGACUUAUGUGGCUUACAAUAUCCAUGUGAACGGUGUUCUGCAUUGUCGAGUACGUUACAGCCAACUCCUGGGCCUCCACGAACAGAUAAAAAAAGAAUAUGGAAAUAAUGUGGUGCCGGCUUUCCCACCAAAGAAGAUCUUCACCCUUACGCCGGCUGAAGUUGAUCAGAGGAGAGAACAGCUAGAGAAAUACAUGCAAGCUGUUCGUCAGGACCCCAUUCUGGGAUCCAGUGAGAUGUUCAACAGCUUUUUGAGGAAAGCUCAACAGGAGACCCAGCAGAUUCCCACUGAGGAGGUGCAGCUAGAAAUAUACCUGUCCAAUGGCCAGAAGGUUAAAGUCAACAUCCUCACAUCGGACCAGACUGAGGAUGUUCUGGAGGCUGUGGCUUCAAAGCUCGACCUUCCUGAUGAGUUGGUGGGAUAUUUUAGCCUCUUCCUGGUUCAGGAGAGGGGGGAUGGGGGCUGCACGUACGUGAGAAAACUGCAGGAAUUUGAGCUGCCCUACGUGUCCAUCACCAGCCUGCAUAGCCCUGACUACCGUAUCGUCCUCCGUAAAAGCUACUGGGACACAGCGUACGACUGCGAUGUCAUGGAUGACCGCGUGGGACUUAACUUGUUAUAUGCUCAGACGGUGUCUGACAUAGAGCGGGGAUGGAUCCUCGUGAACAAAGAGCAGCACAGACAGCUGAAAUCCCUGCAGGAAAAAGGCUCAAAGAAGGAGUUCAUCAGAUUGGCUCAGACUCUCAAGUACUACGGCUAUAUCAAGUUUGAUCCCUGCAUCACGGACUUUCCUGAGAAGGGCUGUCAUGUUAUAGUCGGUGCCGGCAACAACGAACUCAACUUUCACGUCAAAUUGCCCAGUGAUCAGAUGAAAGAGGGCAGCUUCAAAGUCACGCGCAUGAGAUGCUGGAGGGUCACCUCAUCUGUGCCUGUGGCGAAUGGUACCGCGAACCCAAGCAGUUCCAGUAAAUGUGACGUGAAACUAGAGCUGGCCUUCGAGUACUUGAUGAGCAAAGACCGUCUGCAGUGGGUCACCAUUACCAGUCCACAGGCUAUCAUGAUGAGUAUCUGUCUGCAGUCUAUGGUAGAUGAGCUGAUGGUGAAGAAAUCUGGCGGAAGCAUUAAAAAGCAGAUGCAGAAGAAGCGAGUGAACGGCUCGUUCCAGCGCUCUGACAGUCAGCAAGCUGUGAAGUCUCCUCCAUUACUGGACUCCCCUGAUCCCAGCCGUGAACAAGUAGUCAAACUCUCUACCAAGCUGUCUUCUGUCUCCCUGAGAGGACUUAGUUCUUCCAACUCAGCCAGUGACAUCAGUGGCAAUGAUUUCCAUGGAAACUACGCCUUUGAAGGAAUAGGGGACGAUGACCUGUGAUGGAGUCAUCCUCAAAGACUGGACUAAAGGAGACGGAUUCAUUUAGCGCUUUCUCUGUGAUGAGUGUAGUUUAUUAGAUGCCCAGUUCUGCAGUAUUGUAAUCCACUUUUGAAAAAAAAAAAAAAAAUCAAGGGUCUCAAAAAUAGCCAAUGAAGUACUUUUAUGAGAGGCCUCAGAUUCCGUGCUCGCUCAGUAAAAAGUAACAGAAAUGGGAUAAUUUCAAAUAUGAGGCAUAAUUAGAGACAACGUUAACUUUUAAGUUAAUACAGGGUUACAUAGGCACCUCAGGGCAUGUCGCUACAUUCAAGAGAGGCUGUGAUGAAAGUUUCAGGCUUUAUUGAAUCGUACUUCCUUACUAGAGACACAAAACUGUGCUUUUCCUCUCAUAUCAUCAUCUGGCAGACACAAAAUUCAACUGCUCUUGACAGUAGUUGCCUACUAGGGUAAAAUCCAUACCAGCAAACUGUUGAUAUGUUCCUUUUAAAAUCAGUUGAGAAUAUUAUUUAAUAGAGACGUGCUUCGUAUCGUUCAGUGUGCCAAUGUUGUUCAAACUAUUGCGUGGUAGCAUCAAUACGACCCAUGGCGUGGUAGAUCUCUGCAGCUUUCUGGGGUUUUUUGUUGUUGUUUUUUUUUCUGGACGCCUACUGCAUAUUCGUAUUGCAUAUCCUGGUUGAAAACACACAUCUUUAUUGUGGCCUGCUUUCUCUCUGCCUUAUGCUGAUUCAGACGCCUUACAGUUUAACUUCUCAAAUUUCAAAUUAAAUGUAGCGCCAGGCACGUUUGCUAAAAAUCUUCUCUUUCUGGCCUAAGCUGUGUCCUGAAAUCUCGCUUUGUUUUGGUGUGUUCGGCGGGCCCGCUUGCACUAGCUGAACUUAUGUCUUUUUUUUUUUUUUUUUUUUUUUUUUUUUUUUUUUUUUGCACAGUGUUAAGAUAGAUGGCUUGGGUAUUUAUUGAGAUAGUAAAACGGUGGGAAAACAUCCUGGAACAUUCGCAAGAGGUUUGUAGGUCUGUGUGUUUUUUUUUUUUUUUUUUUUUGGUUUGUUUUUUUUUUUCCUUGAACCAAUAUUUUAAAAUAGGUUAUUCAUAAAUGCCAAAAUUAUACUUCACUAAAGCAUUUUGCACAAAAAUCAUGGUAAUGUCACUUUUAUAAAUGUACAUGCAAUUUAAAAAAAAAAAAUUCAGAAUAUUUACUAAUAUCUGUAUUAUCUUAGUAUGUUACAAACAAGUACAGUUGAUCAAAUAUAAUCCAGGCUGUGUAAAAAAAAAAUAUAGAAACUAACAUUUAUCAGUGUUUACAAAAUUGUAGAAAAUUGUUGAAAGAGUGUUUACAAAUUUCACAUCUAAGCUUCAGUGAUUGUCUUAGUACACUUUAUGUAUUUCAUUUUGAAGAAUAUCAUUCCAGUUUUUGUUUUUAUUAUAUACAUAUAAUCCAUUCUGUAUUUUACUAAAUACAUUGUGGCAAUCAUCUCAGAGGACUGUGAUCACAUGGUGCUUGGGAAAUGGCUGUAUUUUACAUUUAUGCUGGUUUUUUGACUGCAGUCAUAGUCCUAUUGAAUGAAAUUCCCAUAUUCUUCAUCCCAGAUAGAGAUAUAUAUAUAUAUAUAUAUAUCUCCUCCCAUGUGCAGAAUGCGUAAAAUGCUCAUGUCUGCUGUGUGGCUGAUUAUUUUUGAGCUGAUGACUGUAAUUUGUGAUUGCCAUGUUCAGAGUGUUCACCAGCAUCAUCAGCAGCAGCAUCUAGGAUGAAAAGGAUAAACAUCUAUACUCCUAAACCGUGUACAUCGCUCAUAAGUCAGUAUGAUUUAUUUUUCAAAUUCUCACUUCAUUUUAAAUUCAAGAAUGGAGAAGUUAGAGCCUUCUGGGUUUCAAUAAAUUUAGGUGCCAAAUGAC